AUGCAGGUGAAUCCCUUCAACAGUGUUGUUGCUUUGGGCCAUUUGAAUGGUACAGUAACCAUGUGGAAGCCUACAAGUCCCACUCCCCUUGUCAAGAUGCUGGCUAAUCACGGGCCUGUUUCAGCUUUAGCCUUUCACUCUAACGGCCAUCUCAUGGCAACGACUGGUAUGGAUAGGAAAAUAAAGCUUUGGGAUUUGAGGAAGUUUGAGGUUCUUCAAACUUUACCUGGCCAUGUGUCACAGGCCGACUCCUUUAGAGGCGCAGCGAAUCAAUUUUUGCCUGUGUGGCGCUCAAACUCCACCAAGUUUAAGCCCGCCAUUGCUCGUUGA
Molecule: messenger RNA, 330 nt
Organism: Camellia sinensis
Lineage: Eukaryota; Viridiplantae; Streptophyta; Magnoliopsida; Ericales; Theaceae
Source: RefSeq, a predicted model, not a curated record